AUGGCCAUGGAGAUCGUCAAGCACAGCGAGGAGGAGGAGUUCGCCAUCAAGCCGCAGGCCUCGGUCCCCCAUCUGGACACGAGCAACUGGCCUCUGUUGCUCAAGAACUACGACAAGCGCAACCCUCUGAAGAGAGACAUCAAGUCGUACAUCUCCAGUGGUGUCAUCAACCUCGACAAGCCCUCCAACACAUGA
Messenger RNA from Colletotrichum higginsianum IMI 349063, 195 nucleotides. Its product is annotated as TruB family pseudouridylate synthase. Gene Ontology annotation, biological process: snRNA pseudouridine synthesis; rRNA pseudouridine synthesis; box H/ACA sno(s)RNA 3'-end processing. Lineage: Eukaryota; Fungi; Ascomycota; Sordariomycetes; Glomerellales; Glomerellaceae. Bases 1 to 195 code for a protein of 64 amino acids. The transcript is spliced from 3 exons. Gene Ontology annotation, cellular component: box H/ACA snoRNP complex. The record is from RefSeq and is a predicted model, not a curated record. Gene Ontology annotation, molecular function: pseudouridine synthase activity; RNA binding.